Molecule: messenger RNA, 1130 nt
Organism: Daphnia magna
Lineage: Eukaryota; Metazoa; Arthropoda; Branchiopoda; Diplostraca; Daphniidae
Exons: 3
Cellular component (GO): nucleus
Molecular function (GO): DNA binding
Source: RefSeq, a predicted model, not a curated record
GAAGUGGCAGACCUGGAUUAUCCAACAUAUUAAAUACUUUUCUCAAAGUACCAAUUUAUACAGUCGUGAGAGGUUUGAAAAUGGUUCGUACCUACUACAGAAAGACUGAAAAGGUGCCUAGAGAAAUAUUGAUUGGUGCACUGAGGCACUUGAAAUUACUCGAUAAUCUUAAUUUGCAAAAGAUAGCAUAUAGAAAAGUAGCCGAAGGUUUUGGCAUUCCUAAGUCAACCCUUUUCAGUCACUAUCAUCAAAAAGUGAAAGAUCUUGAUUCCAUCCCUGAAAACUAUUUGUCGAAUGAAGUGCAUAACAGACAAAUCCUUAAGUACAAAGAAGAGGAGGAAAUUGUGGAAUAUCUCAAGCUUGCAAUGGAGAGUAACCAUUCGUUGACUCCUAGUGAAGUGAGAAAGCUCGUUUAUAGCUUUGUUAUCGGCAAUGGAAUAAAAUGUCCUUUAAUGUGGCAUGAAAACCACACUGCUGGAGCUGAUUGGUUCACAUCAUUUAUGAAGAGGAACAAGUGCCUAUCUCUAAGAAAAGCUGAAGCUACAAGUCAAGCUAGAGCUGCCGGAUUCAAUUACCCAGUUGUUAACGCUUAUCAACAGCAAUUGGGUGCUAUAUUUGCCCGUCAUACGUAUCCACCAGAUCGCAUCAUCAAUAUUGAUGAAACUAGCGAUCAAACUGUGAUGGCGGCUGAAAUUGUUGUUGCUAUUCGUGGUACCAAGCAGGUUCGUCAAACCACAGGUGCCGAGCGAGGAACUAAUGUUUCCAUGAUCUGCUUUGGAAACGCUGCAGGUGGGUUUAUUCCUCCAGCUUUUGUCUUUCCGCUAAAGAAAGUAAACAGACAAAGUAUGAAUAACUCAAUUCCUGGUUCAAUCGCUUUCGCCAACGGGACUGGUUGGUUUGAUGGAAAGAUUAUGGUGGAUGUCAUAGAACAUUUACAGCGUUAUGUGAAAAGCAGCAAGGAAAAUCCAGUCCUAAUCAUUUGGGAUAAUUUCACAGCUCACUUGGAUUAUCUAGUAGUUAAAAACGCAAAAGAAUACGGUAUGGAGAUAAUUACUUUGCCUCCCCACACAUCCCAUGAGCUACAACCCUUGGAUGUGUCGGUGUUUGUAGCACUGAAAAAAGUAUAUUAA